AUGGCCAAACACCGACCUUUUACGACAUUGAUCAUGAGCACUGUUAUGUGGGUGUUACUGGUUGCCGGUCUGAGCAGUUCAAGCGAGACAGACAUAAGUUGCUUGAUGAGCAUAAAAUCCCAACUUCAUGAUCCAAAUGGGCAUUUGUCCGAUUGGGUAUUCAACAACGAGACUGAGAAUUUUAUCUGCGCAUUCAAUGGUGUAACCUGUUGGACGCCCGAUAACGACGACAUCUUGGAGAUCGCGCUUUCCGGUCUUGGCCUCGAGGGCGAGUUUCCUCGUGGGAUGAACCAAUGCUCCAACCUGCAACUUCUCGAUCUUUCUCGAAACAACCUUUCCGGCACUCUUCCGCCCGACAUUUCCAUCAACCCAUUUCUUGCUUCUCUUGACCUCUCUUUCAAUCUCUUCUCUGGUGAAAUCCCAACAAAUCUCUCCGGUUUAACGUUCUUGGACACUCUCAUGCUGAAUGAUAACCGGUUCACCGGUCAGAUCCCUCCCCAGUUGGCUUGGCUUCAACGGCUCACACGAUUCUCGGUCGCCAACAAUCACCUGACGGGUCCUGUCCCGAAUUUCAGCGAACCCAACGUUUCGGCUUAUGCGAACAACGCCGGUUUGUGCGGAUUUCCUUUGGAUCCUUGUUCGGAUUCAUCGUCCAAGGUGGAUAUAAUCGGGGCCGUGGUCGGAGCUGUGAUCUUUGCACCCAUAGGCGCUGGCUAUGGCUGGAUUUGUUUUCGCAGGGAAGAGAGACCAAUGCAGAGGAGACGCUAG
Tarenaya hassleriana is the source of this 768-nucleotide messenger RNA. RefSeq names its product probably inactive leucine-rich repeat receptor-like protein kinase At5g48380. The transcript has a single exon. Gene Ontology annotation, molecular function: protein binding. NCBI's taxonomy places the organism in Eukaryota, Viridiplantae, Streptophyta, Magnoliopsida, Brassicales, Cleomaceae. The record is from RefSeq and is a predicted model, not a curated record. The coding region runs from base 1 to 768 and encodes 255 amino acids.